UCCUCGACGCUGCCUGCCGCUGACAUCCCAGUGGAUUUUAAGUGGAGCACCUGGGUUAAAGGACUGUGGAGCCGGCACGCCACCGAUAAAGUACCCCGAAUCCUCGUGAUUUCGCGACAAAAAUGUCUUGCGGCGCGUCAUCGCUUUAGUUGAUUUCUGUUUUCCGCGCCUUUCGCGUGCCAGCUCCAGGCCGCAACCACGGAAACGCUUCCGUCCGCCUACAAUCACUACCAAUUCAGUAAAAAGAGACCAUAUAUACGUGUGUACACAUUUAAACGCCACCAUGCCCCCCAAAAAGGAAACGGCGAUGAGCGAAUUCGAGCGCAAACGACUCGAAAACAUUGCUCUAAACAAUGCCAUCCUCAGUGGCAUCAGCACUACCGCAGACAAGAUCAUCCCGAAGCCCGUUGCGCCGAAGCCGAAGCGACCGAGCACACCACGCGUCAAACGUGAACCUCUUAAGCGUGAACCCCUUCGUCCAACGCGUCAAAGCAGCAGAUUGGCUGGACUCGGCGCGGAUACUGAGCUCCUCAAGCGCAAGGCCGAGGUGGAUGCCGAGUCUGAGGCAGACAAGGCCAGAGCAAAGAAGCUGCGUGUUGAUGGAGACCUGAACCUCGGUGAUAUUCUGGUAGAAGGCCGCAAAUGGGAAGGGGGCAUAGACGGAUUGGCCAGGUUAAAGGGGCUCGGCGUCAGGGGCGCGCAGCCAGGUGUCAGGACCUUUACUGAAGAGGAUGUAAAUAAGACGACUGAUAAGGGACUCAGAGAGCUGAGGCUUCGCAUGAGUGGGCUGAAGCUGUACGAGAAAUGGCCCGUCCAAGACAUCAAGAUCGUACCGCAACGCGUAUACUCCAUGGGCUUUCACCCAACUGAAGACAAGCCCAUCAUUUUCGCCGGGGACAAGGAGGGCGCGAUGGGCGUGUUCGACGCGUCGCAGGAACCCGUCAAGGUAGAAGACGACGAGGACGACGAGGACGCAGCGCUUCCGAACCCUGUAAUAUCCGCUUUCAAGACACAUUCUCGCACCAUCACCUCGUUCCACUUCUCUCCGGUCGACGCGAACGCAGUUUACUCGGCGUCAUACGACUCAUCCAUCCGAAAGCUCGACCUGGACAAGGGGGUUUCAAUACAAGUGUUUGCCCCCUCCGAUGCCGACGAGGACCUGCCCAUUAGUGCCAUUGACAUGUCCUCAACCGACCCCAACGUCAUAAUAUUCUCCACUUUGCAAGGCUCGCUCGGGAGGCAUGACAUCCGCACCAAGCCCGCAGAGGGGGAAAUCUGGGGGCUGACGGACCAAAAAAUCGGCGGCUUCUCGCUGCAUCCCUUACACGGCCAUCUCGUCGCGACAGCCUCGCUCGACCGCACCCUCAAGAUCUGGGACCUGCGCAAGAUCAAGGGCCAGGGCAGCGCCCGCGCGCCCGCGCUGCUAGGCGAGCACGAGUCGCGGCUGUCGGUGUCGCACGCGAGCUGGAGCAGCGCAGGCCACAUCGCGACGUCGAGCUACGACGACCGCAUCAAGAUCUACGAGUUCCCAGACGCGGGGAAAUGGGCUGCCGGCGUGGCGCUGUCAGAGGAGCAGAUGGCGCCCGCAAAGCAGAUACCCCACAAUAACCAGACGGGCCGGUGGGUCACCAUCCUCAAGCCGCAGUGGCAGCGCAACCCGCGGGACGGGCUGCAUAGGUUUGUGAUUGGGAACAUGAAUCGCUUUGUGGAUGUGUUCGCGGCAAACGGCGAGCAGCUCGCGCAGCUGGAUGGGGAUGGCAUCACGGCUGUGCCAGCUGUAGCGCACUUCCAUCCGACUAUGGACUGGGUGGCAGGGGGGAAUGCGAGCGGGAAGCUGUGUUUGUGGAUGUGAACUCAGCCUCCGUUGGGUGUUGGUGUAUGGCAAAUGGUUUGGGUAACUGUACAGCGUUUGUACAAUACAUGUAAGACCCUAAUGUCAAUCUACGGUCGCCG
Messenger RNA from Canariomyces notabilis, 1953 nucleotides. Its product is annotated as WD repeat-containing protein. The coding region runs from base 284 to 1852 and encodes 522 amino acids. The transcript has 2 exons. Gene Ontology annotation, biological process: regulation of DNA damage checkpoint. Gene Ontology annotation, cellular component: nucleus. Lineage: Eukaryota; Fungi; Ascomycota; Sordariomycetes; Sordariales; Chaetomiaceae. The record is from RefSeq and is a predicted model, not a curated record. Gene Ontology annotation, molecular function: DNA binding; protein binding.